Molecule: messenger RNA, 3130 nt
Organism: Pygoscelis adeliae (Adelie penguin)
Lineage: Eukaryota; Metazoa; Chordata; Aves; Sphenisciformes; Spheniscidae
Gene: TMEM106B
Product: transmembrane protein 106B
Exons: 8
Coding region: 84-911 (275 amino acids)
Biological process (GO): lysosomal transport; lysosome localization; dendrite morphogenesis
Cellular component (GO): lysosomal membrane
Source: RefSeq, a predicted model, not a curated record
AAAACCCGUAAAUCUCAAGGAGGUUCUUGACCCUUGUAUUUUUGGCAGCGCCAGCUUUACCGAGCAGGCUGUGUCUGAGAGACAUGGGAAAAUCACUUUCUCACCUGCCUAUGCACACAUGUAAGGAAGAUGGCUAUGAUGGAGGCACAGUGUCUGAUAAUAUGAGGAAUGGGUUAGUUCACUCAGAGUCGCACAAUGAAGAUGGCAGAUGUGGAGAUGUAUCGCAGUUUCCCUAUGUGGAAUUUACAGGAAGAGACAGCGUCACCUGCCCGACUUGCCAGGGAACAGGAAGAAUUCCACGAGGGCAGGAAAAUCAGCUGGUAGCGUUAAUUCCAUACAGUGAUCAGAGACUGAGGCCAAGAAGAACAAAGCUCUACGUGACUGCUUCUGUAAUUGUAUGUUUACUACUUUCUGGGCUGGCUGUAUUCUUCCUGUUUCCUCGCUCAAUCGAUGUUGAAUACAUUGGUGUGAAGUCAGUAUAUGUCACUUAUGAACAGGGUAGACGUAUAAUAUAUCUAAAUAUUACGAACACAUUAAAUAUAACAAACAACAACUAUUACUCUGUUGAAGUGGCAAAUAUCACAGCCCAAGUUCAGUUUUCAAAAACAGUUAUUGGCAAAGCACGGCUAAACAACAUCACCAACAUUGGUCCUCUGGAUAUGAAACAGAUUGACUAUAUGGUGCCCACAGUCAUACAAGAUGAAAUGAGCUACAUGUUUGACUUCUGUACUUUAGCAUCUAUCAAAGUGCAUAACAUAGUAGUGAUGAUGCAAGUGACGGUGACAACCUCUUACUUCGGCCACUCUGAGCAAAUAUCCCAGGAGAGAUACCAGUAUGUGGACUGUGGAGGAAACACAACCUACCAGCUGGGCCAGUCAGAAUAUUUAAAUGUACUUCAGCCUCCACAAUAAAAGCAUCUGUUGGUUAGUGUGGAAUGACUGCUGUUGAUGCUUGCAGAGAUCCUUUGAAUAGGACUUGUACUACGUGGAGAGUAUGUGCAUGUAAAGCAUAGCGAACGUGGUGACCUGCUCACUUUAGAUGCAAGGAGGGAAAAGGUGCAAAAUGUAUAUAGAUGCACUUGUUAAAUGUUGUGUUUUUCCCCUUCUGUUUGCUUUCUAUUACUGUAAGCACUUCUGUUGAGUUGGGUGGUGGGAGGGAGAGGGGGAAUAUCAGAUUCUUGAACUGAAUUGGGACCUUUCCUUACAGUGUGGCACAUCAACUUAGAGUAACUGUGUGUGUGUCUGUGUUUAGGUGAAAUGUGAGCAUUUUAGAAAAAUUGAUACUCAUGAAUUUUAAGUUUAUACUUCAGUUCUUGAUAUUUGACUAUUGAAACUGACAGUAUUACUACUUAAGUAACAAGAUUACUUUGAGGUAUCUGGGUGUGAAACUUCUAUUGGUAAACCAAUGCUGAUAGUUCUUUAUUUUGGGAUUCUACUUUUCAUUUGCUAUACGUGAUUAGAGGUGACAUGCAGUCUGUGAAAGCCAGGGAAGCUCUCUUGGAUGACACUAUACUUGAAUGUGCAGCUUCUAGAAUCUGGCAUCUUUUGAUUCAUAUUCCCUCCUGCUACCUCUGGGAUGUUAUAAGGAGAAUGUAUGUUGUUAGAUUUAAAGUUGGGUUUAAAAACAAAACAAAAACCAACCCCUAGAAUCAUUACUGACAAAGGAAAAAUUUAAGACUGUUGAAAAUGAAUGGGUAAAGACUUUGAUGGUGUCAUUCUUCUUUGUUUUUUAGUAAACUUCUGAGUACAGCUAUUAGAAUCAAGAUUGUGCAGUUGGAACUAGGUGGGAAACUGUUCGAGCAUGGGUUUGGGCAGCUUGAUGUAAAUUUUCAUCAUUUUUGUUUUAAUGUACUGUGUAUCUAAGCUACUUGUAAGUGUUAAUAUGUUGGGGCGUGUAUAUUUAGUGUGCAGGCUCAGUAAGCAAUGCAGUAGUUAUCUGAAUCUCCAGAGCACUCACAGUUCACAUCAAAGUUAUGUAAGGGAGAAUAAAGCAAUUCUUUCUCUGAGACUAAAUGCCGAUGUAAUCAUGCGACUGACUUAUAACAAAGCUGUUAAAUAGUUUCAGUAGGAUAGUUUGCACAGUGAGAAUUUCCGGGGUUAUUAUCAAACAUGGUGAUUGUAAAUUUUGGGUCCAAAGUUGCUUGACUUCUGAAGGCUGACUGUUCUGAGGGUUAGGUACAAAACUUUUUAAUUAACUAGAUUAGGAUUGUUUUAUUUCUGAAUUAGAUAAGAUGCAGCUGUAAGAAGGUAUUAUUGAGACUGUUGCAUUGUAACGAAUAAUAUAUUUUUUAAAAUAGAUGUUGCAGUUUUUAUGCUGCCCAUCUCCUGGAAAUAAGCUAUAUAAAAUGAAUUAGCAAUAAACACUAUGGAAAAAGGCUGCUGAGUAACUUCUUGCAACUAACAAUCUCUUAUGCUCCAGUACUUCAGUGAAGGUACAUGUCUUUAAUACUCUUUUCUUUAUCGGCCUUUCUUAGGUGGACCUAAUUGGGGGGGGGGGGGGGGAAGUGUUGGUGGUGGACUGAUUUAAAAGAAAUGAAGUAAACAUAAAAAAAAAAACCUUCCUCUGUUUGAAUGCUAUGAGCACUUACUCUGAAUGUCUAUGAAAAAUUUUGGAACUUAAACUGUCAGUUUCAUGUAAUUGUUGGUAAGAUGAAGAUGUCAGCUUUUGGCUUUGGCGAACUUCUGGAACUGGAAUAGUCAAUUCUGAUGACUUACUGUAGUUACAUUCUGAAAAUUAUUCUUGAAUCUGGGCACUUAAAAGUAAACAUUCUUUAUUACAGCUUACAAUCGUAAGGGAAACUAAUUCACAAUUGACUCUAAUCUUCCUAGAGUAUAGAUGAGGUUCAGUCCUGUGGCUGAUAAAAUGUGUGCAGAAGCUUGUUUGAUGGUCUGAGUGUAUAUAUAGGUGAUAACUAAAGACCAGGAUAGUGGGGAGCUGGUUAGAAGCAGAGGGGUAAACUCUACUAUGUUUGUUACCUGUUGUAGAAAGAUUUGUUUAUAUUGGAGGGUAGGAAGAGAAUUCUGAUUUAAACCAUGUCAGAUCUGAAGUCAGCCAGCAAGUGAUAUGGGUUUUUUCUUCUAGGCCUAAGUAUUUACACUUGUUGGUUUUGUUUGUUUUGGGUUUGCUGUGU